AUGGCCAGUACCCGAAUCUACGCAGAUGACUGGUCUUUCUUUGACGAUCCUGACAAUCGAUCAUCCAGGCUUGAAUUCUCUAUUCCAAGUCAAUGGUCGCAAUUGGAUGUUAUCAAGCCUGCAAAGAAACAACUGAAAAAGAAAAAAUUACCAAACCCAGACCAAAAACCAAAGAAAAAGCACAAUCACGUACUCAAAGAGAUCAGAACAUACCAAAACUCAGUUGAUCUCCUCAUUCCAAGGCUUUCAUUUCAGAGAUUAGUCCGCGAAAUCGCACAUCAAAACAAUCCAACGAUCAAGUUCCAGGAAACUGCAAUACAAGCUUUGCAAGAAGCUUCUGAGGCAUUCCUUGUUGGAAUGAUGGAAGAUGGAAACCUUUGUACCAUUCAUGCCCAAAGAGUUACGAUAAUGAAGAAAGAUAUGAAACUUGCAGAAAGAAUUCGAGGCGAUUCAAUUACUGAGUAA
Messenger RNA from Trichomonas vaginalis G3, 465 nucleotides. RefSeq names its product protein heterodimerization protein. Gene Ontology annotation, cellular component: nucleosome. Lineage: Eukaryota; Parabasalia; Trichomonadida; Trichomonadidae. The transcript has a single exon. The record is from RefSeq and is a predicted model, not a curated record. The coding region runs from base 1 to 465 and encodes 154 amino acids. Gene Ontology annotation, molecular function: structural constituent of chromatin; protein heterodimerization activity; DNA binding.